CGCACUCCCGCGCCAAAAGAGCGGGAAUGUCACGGCGAAAGAAAAGAAUCUGCCCAACGUUUUGGGGGCCCGACUUUCUUAUUCGUUCUCCUCUGUGCCGCUUGUCAUUGGCCAAUCCUGAAAUUAGUUCCCCCAAGUUUUUCCCUGCCUCUCAUGUUCACCCUCUCCACUUGAACUAUUACUGUACGUCAAGUAUCUAGGUACUCGUACUCACAAAGGGUCCGUGCGAUUGAAGAGCUAACUAAGUUUGAAACAAACAAAAAAACAGACAUAUCACUUCUUUUGGCUCGUGUUGUGCCUUGUGUGAUCCAAACAAAAGUCAAGUGGCAUCCCCAGGGAACAUGGACAGCCAAGGCUCUUCGCGAAAAUCCUCGACCACUUCCAAUUUCUCCGUGUCUGAUUACGACACGUGGGGAUUGGAGGAGGAACAGGUUCGAACCCUCAAGCGGACGUUUGACCAAUUCGACUCCGACAAAUCCGGGGCCAUCUCUGUAGAAAUGGUCAAUACCAUCCUGAAAAUGAUGGGCAUGCACGUGUCCUCUCGAGCAUUGGAGGAUAUCAUCCACGAGAUUGACGAAGACGAGUCCGGAUGUCUGGAGUUCCCGGAAUUCAUUCAGCUGGCCGCCAAGUUUCUUAUCGAAGAGGACGAAGAACAGAUGAAAUGGGAACUCAAGGAAGCCUUCAGGAUCUAUGACAAGCAUGGGAAUGGAUACAUAACCACCAAAGUUUUGAAGGAGAUCCUCCGAGAAAUCGAUUCUACCCUCAAUGAAGACAACCUGGAACAAAUCAUAGAAGAGGUGGACGAAGAUGGAAGCGGAACCGUGGAUUUCGACGAAUUCAUGACCAUGAUGACAGGAGAAUGAUACGCUUGAAUUCAAGGAUCCUCAUGUUUAAUUUAGAUCUCGUUCCCUUAUCAUCGACAAUGCACAUGCCACCAUGUACUAGUACUAUGUACAAUAUGUCAUGCCCGCUUCUUUGCCUUUGCUUAACCUUGACGUCACUCUUUUGUGGCUUAUCUAUUAUUUAUUUUGAUAUCCUUGGUUUAUCUGACAAGACACCAUCAAAAUGGCUUUUGGAGGGGUCUCUGGAAUCCUUAGGAGUUAAUGAAUCCUGGAGGAAAGAGCACUUGCGUCGAUGCCGCCAAUCGAAUUUCACUCGAAUUCCCCGUCCAAUUGCUCUUGUAAGGAGGGCUCAGAGGCGUGAGCUGAAUCUCAACCCAUUCAUGAGGCUUCUCGGGAUCUGCAUGGGCAUUCCUGGAAAGAUAACCGAAUGUGAAAUACAAUUCAACGGUUUCUGAUA
Messenger RNA from Tigriopus californicus, 1299 nucleotides. Its product is annotated as troponin C, isotype gamma-like. The record is from RefSeq and is a predicted model, not a curated record. The transcript is spliced from 3 exons. Gene Ontology annotation, molecular function: enzyme regulator activity; calcium ion binding. Bases 342 to 863 code for a protein of 173 amino acids. NCBI's taxonomy places the organism in Eukaryota, Metazoa, Arthropoda, Copepoda, Harpacticoida, Harpacticidae.